AACGCCGGGUGAGAGCCUGGGUCAACAAGGAGGAGGCGUCUCUCUCUCUCCAGUCGGCGGCGCGUUGCUCCUCGCUCUGCUAUCAGUCCGACUCUCACAGUUCACCUGAGGCAGGUACGCGCAGGAGCCGGAAGAAGAAGCCGCAGCUCCAGCGACGGUCUGGUUUCCUCGAGACGAAACCUCGGUGUUUAUCGAUGAAAGAUGACGGAGCAACGGAACAAAGUGCUGCUGGUGGUGGUGGAUGUGCUGUGCGUGUUCGUGGCUGCUCUGCCCUCCGCCAUCCUGACGCUGACGUUCCGUCCGUACCAGCGAGCCAUCGACUGUGACGACGAGAGCAUCAAGCAGCCCUACAGACGAGACACCAUCUCCCACGGGACCAUGGCGGCCGUGACCAUCUCCUGCUCCAUCCUCAUCAUUACCACCGGAGAGGCCUACCUGGUCCACACCAAGCGCCUGCGCUCCAACUCCCACUUCAACCAGUACCUGUCGGCGCUUUACAAGAUCGUGGGCACCUAUCUGUUCGGGGCCGCGGUCAGUCAGUCGCUCACCGACCUGGCCAAGUUCACCAUCGGACGGCCACGUCCCAACUUCCUGGCAGUGUGCGCUCCGGCCGUGUGCAACGGCUACAUGCUGCAGAUCAACUGCACUGGCAACCCACGCAACGUGACGGAGUCCAGGUUGUCGUUCUACUCUGGACACUCGUCCUUCGGGAUGUACUGCAUGCUCUUUUUGUCGUUCUACAUUCAGGCCCGGAUGCAGGGGAAGUGGACCCGCCUGGUCCGGCCCACAAUCCAGUUCUUCCUGGUGGCGUUCUCUCUCUACGUGGGCUACACCCGAGUGUCUGACAACAAGCACCACUGGGGCGACGUGCUGGUGGGGCUUCUGCAGGGGGCGCUCAUCGCCGUGCUAACGGUGAGGUAUGUGUCCGACUUCUUCAAGCAGCGCCCGCCGCCGUGCACGCAAGUCGACGAGGCCGAGGUGGAGACCCUGGAGCGGAAACCCAACCCACACCCUCCGGACUCGCAGCGCAGUAACCACUACAACUACUCCGGACCUGUAUGAGAACAGGGCACAGAUGCCGAGACCACUUGGACUGCCAGAAACUUUCAGAUUUGUAGGACUCGCCCGGACCCUCGGAGCUGCGAGUGACUCACCACCAGUGCAAUGAUGUUUUGUGUUAUUCAGUGAUCCUUAGAUGGAACGUGCUUCCAGACAUGCUGUGACUAACCCACACUCUCCUCACAGAUAUUCACUCCUUACACUGGACCUUCACUGGCCGCCAGAUUAACCACUCACCUGUCAUGUUUUUAAGAAAUGGCACCACUUUUAUAUAACAAUGUUUUUUACCGGACAAGGACUGAUGGAGCCUAACAGGAGCUCAUAUUGAUGCCUUCCCCUGAGGCUACCAGAACCACUGGACUCUCUAGAGCUCCAAUCGUCUUUUUUUUUUAAAUAAAACAUCUAACUACUCA
Messenger RNA from Synchiropus splendidus (mandarinfish), 1472 nucleotides. RefSeq names its product phospholipid phosphatase 2-like. Gene Ontology annotation, biological process: signal transduction; phospholipid metabolic process; phospholipid dephosphorylation. Gene Ontology annotation, molecular function: phosphatidate phosphatase activity. The coding region runs from base 202 to 1062 and encodes 286 amino acids. The transcript has 6 exons. The record is from RefSeq and is a predicted model, not a curated record. NCBI's taxonomy places the organism in Eukaryota, Metazoa, Chordata, Actinopteri, Syngnathiformes, Callionymidae.